Molecule: messenger RNA, 979 nt
Organism: Trichobilharzia regenti
Lineage: Eukaryota; Metazoa; Platyhelminthes; Trematoda; Strigeidida; Schistosomatidae
Source: the annotation of a GenBank genome assembly
AUUCAAAUUUGAUUGGUAGAAAAAAAACUAAUCGACACAUCUAUUAAAUUUGACGUCAAUUGAUACGAUAUAUAGACAAAGCCCACUUUUUCAAUUACAUUUUUGCUUGAUUCUAUCAUUCCCAACAUGGAUAGAAGACCAUCAGGAUUCUCUAAAGUACCAUCACUUGGUUCACGUUCUGUAUUAAUCGCUGUCGAUGGAUCUGAACAUUCAAAAAAAGCUUUUCAAUAUUAUUUAAAAUGGAUACAAAGACCUGAUGAUGCAGUGACAAUAUUUCACGCUGUGGAACCAGUUUCUCUACCAAUUAUUUCUUUAUCAAAUCCAAUGGGUAUACCAAGUGAUGAAUGGUCAAAUAUUGUACAAAAUAAUAUGAAACGUGUCCUUGAACUUGAAAAUGAUUAUAGUGCAGAAUGUUUAAGUCAUAAUUUGACAUAUCAAUUUUUGUAUGAACCUGUUGAUCAUAUUGGUUCAGCUAUUAUACAAAAAGCUGAAAAAUAUAAUGCACGUUUAUUGAUUAUAGGGAGUCGUGGACUUGGUGCUAUCAAGCGUACAAUUAUGGGUAGUGUAAGUGAUUAUGUUGUACAUCAUGCGAAUACAACUGUUUGUGUUGUACCGUGUAUGGAUGAAAGUCAAGAAACUUCAUCGUCAUCAUAAUAGUAAUAAUAUAUCGAUCCGGACAAAUGCUCAUUGUGCUCAAAGACAUAAUAAAGUAUGAAAUUAGUCAUGAAAUUUCUCUAUUGUCACUGUUAUUAAUGCAUAUAUGAGUAGUUAUUGGUCUAUAAUUAUUUUAUAUAUAUACAUUCUAGUACUCUUCAUAUACUUACUGAGAAGAGCACAUGUGCCCUUAAUCUCUGAUUACAUCAUAAUAAUAUUCCAGUAUAAUUCAGCCUGUGUUUUGUAGAUGUCUCUUAUAUAUGUAUACAUAUAUCGCGUUUCAUUGAAAUAAAAAUAAAUCAAUAAUAUAUGAUAGUGAAUUCAA